Molecule: messenger RNA, 2157 nt
Organism: Striga asiatica
Lineage: Eukaryota; Viridiplantae; Streptophyta; Magnoliopsida; Lamiales; Orobanchaceae
Source: the annotation of a GenBank genome assembly
AUGUUAAGUUUAAUAACCGAGAAACCGAACUACAAUGAAGGUCUCCGGCAUCACGUCGGUAUCAAAAUGGCAUCUCGGGAUCAUCGACUCGGUUUCCGAAACACAAAUAUCAGACCCCAAGAUCGUCCCAGCAUUGCACUAAUACCUCGGGACCGUCACCUCGGUGUGCCAGAUAUAACUAUAAAUAGCAGCAUUAAAGUCGAUACGAGGGGGGAUUUCCAACACAUUAAUCCAAGCAUUUAUUACCUCGGUCUCCUUGUUACCGACCUCCUGUACUAUAAUACCGACUUACCAUAUUCUGUAACCGACCUCAGCAAAUUCAAUAAAACGUCUAUUUUCUACAACAGCAAGGAAGAUUCCACAAUAAGCCGGAUUACAGAAUUAUUGACCGAGGGCCAAUUCGAGAUGUUUAAGAAAACUGUGUUCGGCAAAUUCCUGGACAUACCUCACUAUGCUCCGUUUCGGCAUAGAAGAGUUUGCACUGAUAUCAGGAAUGCCAUGCAUUGUAUCCAGCGAGAAAUUAACCUCUCCACAGUGACUGGCGGUCUCUACGACACAUACUUCUCCAGGUUUCGAUUGAGUAGGCAAGAGAUACGAAGUCAAUUUAUCUAUAAGGUCUGGAAGAAUGAUGAAGACGCCAUGAAGUUUGCAAAGCUACACUUGUUAGCAAAUUUCUUACUUGGGACCCAAGACACACUAUUGCUUGACAGACGCUAUCUCGACAUAAUUGAUAGCGAUGAGUGUGAGGAGUAUGCAUGGGGGAAAGAGGUGUUUGAAUUCACUGUUCACUAUUUGAAGAAGACGUUGCCCAAUUGGCAGAAGAUGCAUACGAGAGGAGACAAAGAAAAGAGUGAAUAUCUAUUCAGAUGCUAUGGAUUUAUCCUAGCAUUACAAAUCUGGUUUUAUGAGAUCUGCGACACAGCUAAUGGUCUCAUUUGCACACGCAGUGUCGGUGAAGAUGUGCCUCGUAUGUUGAGGUGGGAGGUUAAGGGAACCCACAACAGAUCGAAACUUCAGAGACAUUUCAUGAACUUGCCACAUGACAAGUUCAACAACUUGAGUCCGACAACUAUUGAGAAAUCCAGUCUUAAUUUGAAUGGGUUCUUCAAGAAAAGAAACGAAUUUCUGGGUGGAAAUCUUGUUGCACCAUCACAUGAUCAGUUUGUAUCCGACGGUCCAAACAAUGACAAGGGCGGUGCCAAUGCAGGUCAUCCUCAGUCAAAGGAAGUCGAUGACCCAGUUGGACGAGAUACCGACGUGGGAAAUGAUCCAAACCUAAAUGCUAUGAAGGGCAAGACUGAUGAAGCAAUCAACCAGAAUGCUAUGAACGACACAUCCCACGACGUUGCUAUGAACCAAUGUGAUGGUGUGGCCAUACUUGCUAAGCCUAUGAAACCACCUGUGUUAAACCCUGUUAUAGCCACUUCAUAUAAACGGAAUGUGAUUAAAAAUUCAAGUCCAUUCAAUGUUCCGUUCUGGAAGAAUAUAUUUGAAGUUGACACAGAGGACUUCAUGAGGUGGCUAAGAAUGGGUAUGCUUCGGACUUAUCAAAAGAUCCGUGAACACGAGUUCGAGCACUACCUUAAGAGAUUCAGGCCGCUGAAGCCGCCAUUCGACUUCAAUGUUCACCAUAUCACUGAUAAGAAUUGGUUUAUGACUCUGGUUGAACCUGGUUCCUUCCUUGAUGACACUAGUCGUGUUUUCAAUGUUGAUCAUAUUCUCUUUCCAAUUCAUAUUGAUUUGAACGGUGUUGGCCACUGGGUACUGGGACGAUUAUCCAUUGGUGAGAGGAGGCUCGUUGCAUACAAUUCUUUGCGAUCAGAAGAGUUUGACAAGAUUCUCUACGAUGGUGUUCGGUGCUAUUCUACUCUCAUUCCUAUUUUCCUCGGUAUGGUCCAUUUCUACUCCAAAAGGACCGACAUCAACAGUGUGGGAGAAGCAUUCGAUGGAAAAGGGGUGAAUGAUCCACUUGAUGUUAUUAUGGCUGAAAAUCUUCCUCAGCAGGAGCAAGGUGACUGCGGAAUAUUUGUUGCCUCAUUUGCUGAAUACUUCAUCACUAAGUUUGAUCUCCCGACCGACUAUCUUCCCGACACAGAGAGGAUGAGGUACUCAUACGAGCUAUACCAACAUGGUCGUAUGAAGCAAAAACAUUCUUGA